AACUUCUUACAACAACUUAGUGUACAGGAUCCGUACCCACCCUGCAGCAUAGAAAGAAGUCUAUGUCUUUGCAUAGAGAAGGUCCUGGCAGAGAUAGACAAAGUAGUUGCACAGAGACGACAGCCCUCCAUAGCAGACAGACCCAACAUGCCCUACACUGAUGCUGUAAUCCAUUAAGUCCUAAGGAUGGGGAACAUUGUACCCUUGAACCUACCCAGGAUCGCUUCUACUGACAUAACCAUAGGAGGGUAUAUUUUCUUGUGUCACAAACAUUUUGACAUGUAUCUGAAAAUUUGUGGACAGACCUAUUUAGAAAUGUAUGAGUCCAGUAUCUUAGUGCUGUUUGACAGAAGGGAGAGGGCAACACCAGAUACAUUCAAUCUAGGACACUUUCUAAAAUAUGGGAAGUUUAUAAGAAGAGCUGCAUUCAUGCCAUUCUCAGCUGGUAUUUAUUUGAUUUUAAUGUGAAUAUCUAUGUAUUUCAUGAAGUGUUGUGAAAUAAUUUGUGUACAUAUCUGAAAGGCAGAAUUAGGCACAGUGGUAAGCAUGGUUUUGUCGGAGUACUGGGUCAUUGGGUUCAAUUUCUGGGAUCCUAUCAGUGUAGAGUUUGUAUGUUUUCUGUGUUCACGUGGGUUUCUGCCCACAAUGUAAAGACCUACAGUUAGGAAGGUUAAUUGGCUUCUGGGCAAAAUUGGC
This is a messenger RNA of Lepisosteus oculatus (spotted gar), 696 nucleotides long. NCBI's taxonomy places the organism in Eukaryota, Metazoa, Chordata, Actinopteri, Semionotiformes, Lepisosteidae. The record is from RefSeq and is a predicted model, not a curated record.